AUGGCGAUCGACAAAACCGAGCCCAGCAAGCUCCGAUGGGGAGAGCUAGAGGAAGAUGACGAUCUCGGCUUCUUGUUGCCUCCCAAGGAAGUUAUCGGCCUCGAUGAGAACGGGAUCAAAAAGGUGAUCGAAUACAAGUUCAAUGAAGAGGGUAAUAAGUUCAAAAUCACAACGACGACCCGAGUCCAAAAGCUGGCCAAGGUCCGUUUGAGUAAGCGGUCUUUGGAGUGGAGGAAUUGGGAGAAGUUCGGCAAUGCGGUGCGUGAAGAUGUUGGGAGUCGGCUCACUAUUGUGUCCAUUGAAGAGAUCCUUCUUGAACGUCCCAGAGCCCCUGUUUUAGAUUAG
Hibiscus syriacus is the source of this 345-nucleotide messenger RNA. Its product is annotated as eukaryotic translation initiation factor 3 subunit G-like. The coding region runs from base 1 to 345 and encodes 114 amino acids. The transcript has 2 exons. The record is from RefSeq and is a predicted model, not a curated record. NCBI's taxonomy places the organism in Eukaryota, Viridiplantae, Streptophyta, Magnoliopsida, Malvales, Malvaceae.